AAUUAGAAGAUUAGUGAGCGAGAGAUGGGGUCGGAGGAAGAAAAAUCUGAGUUAGGUCGUGUUUGGUAGAGAAUAUUUAUGUAAAUAUUUCCCUUCCCACAUCUCACUAGGCUACUGAAAUAGAUGACAAGCUUUGUUCUUUCUAAGACCAUAUGCAUGGGAAAUUAGAUCUACUGCCAAAACAACAAACAUACUUUGCAAGGAGGCACAAUUUUACCAAAUAGCUUAUUCAUUCCUAAAAGACGGAUUUUUCCUACUGUAAUCUUCAUUGAGAGCAUCUAGUGUUUGUCCAGUGAUGGCACCGCUAUUGUUUCUGAUGAUUCUGUAUUCUAUUCCAUCUCUUGUUGUGCCCAUACAUAAUUUAACAUCUGGAGGCUGUGCCAUCAUUCUCCCUCCCAGAGAUGGAGGGAUUCGUUAUAGAGGUCUGACACAAGAGCAGAUCCGAAGUGUCCAGAUACUACCAGUGGACUAUGAGAUUGAAUACAUAUGUCGUGGCAACAGGGUGAUAGUGGGGCCCAAAGUCAGGAAAUGCCUCCCCAACAGCACAUGGACAGACAUUAUGCAGCACAGCAGAUGUUUGUUGCUGUGCCCCCGUGCAUGGAUAUCUCUGGAGAAUGGCCGGGUGACAGUGAAGCCCCCAGGACAACCUGUAGAGGGCAGCAUAGUUCACUACAGCUGCAAUGCUGGCUUCAUCCUGGAGGGCAGGAACAUCACCCAUUGCACCAAACAGGGAAAGUGGGACUCACCCAAACCUACAUGCCUCUAUGACAAAAAUUAUACAGGAAAGAAGAAAUUAUACAUCGGCGCUUUGUUUCCCAUGAGUGGAGGUUGGCCGGGUGGCCAGGCAUGUUGGCCUUCUGCGCAGAUGGCCUUGGAUCUUGUGAACAACAGGAGUGACAUUCUUCCUGACUAUGAACUGGAGCUCAUACACUACGACAGUAUGUGUGAUCCAGGUGAGGCCACUAAGCUGCUCUAUGACCUGCUUUACACAGAGCCCAUUAAGAUAGUUUUAAUGCCUGGCUGUAGCUCCGUCUCCACCCUGGUGGCUGAGGCUGCGCGCAUGUGGAAUCUCAUUGUGCUGUCCUAUGGCUCCAGCUCUCCAGCUUUGUCCAACCGCCAGCGUUUUCCAACAUUUUUCCGUACCCACCCCUCGGCCACCCUGCAUAACCCUACCAGAGUUAGGCUCUUCCAGAAGUGGAAAUGGACCAAGAUUGCCACCAUUCAACAAACCACAGAAGUCUUUACAUCUACUCUGGAUGAUCUGGAGCAGAGGGUAAAGGAGGCUGGAAUAGAGAUCAGUGUGAGACAGAGCUUCCUCACCGACCCUGCUGUCGCUGUCAAGAACCUCAAGCGCCAGGAUGCUAGAAUCAUAGUGGGACUUUUCUACGAGACUGAAGCAAGGAAAGUGUUUUGUGAGGUAUUCAAAGAGAAGCUCUUUGGGAAGAAGUAUGUGUGGUUUCUGAUUGGUUGGUAUGCUGACAACUGGUUCAAGAUCAAAGACCCAUCCAUCAACUGCACAGUGGAGAAUAUGACUGAGGCUGUGGAGGGACAUGUCACCACUGAGAUUGUCAUGCUGAAUCCUGAGACUGUCCGCGGUGCAUCCAAUCUGACGUCUCAGGAAUUCCUGGGCCAGCUGAUGUCCCGGCUAGGGGGAAUGAACCCAGAGGAGACCGGGGGGUUCCAGGAGGCCCCUCUGGCCUAUGAUGCUGUGUGGGCCUUGGCCCUGGCCCUCAAUAAGACUGUUGCCCCUCUCAAAGCCAAGGGCCGCAGGUUGGAAGACUUCAACUACAACAACCAUGACAUCACCGCUGAGAUCUAUAGGGCACUCAACACCAGCUCGUUUGAAGGAGUAUCGGGUCAUGUAGUAUUUGAUGCUCAGGGUUCCAGAAUGGCAAUGACUCUUAUUGAGCAGUUGCAAGGUGGAAGCUAUAAGAAAAUUGGAUACUAUGACAGUUCUCAAAAGAAUCUUUCCUGGUUUGGCAAUGACAAGUGGAUAGGUGCCGGGCCCCCUGCAGACCAAACUAUGGUAAUAGAAGAGUAUAGGUUCUUAUCUCAGAAGCUGUUUGCGGCCGUGUCUGUCUUUGCUGGCCUGGGCAUCGUCCUAGGGAUAGUGUGUCUGACCUUCAACAUCUACAACAGUAACGUGAGAUACAUUCAGAACUCACAGCCCUAUCUUAACAACAUGACUGCUGUGGGCUGUAUGAUGGCCCUGGCAGCUGUAUUCCCACUGGGAAUAGAUGGACACCAUAUCCACAGAUCCCAGUUUCCAGUGGUCUGCCAGUUUCGUCUUUGGCUGCUGGGGCUGGGCUUCAGUCUGGCCUAUGGGAGCAUGUUCACCAAGAUCUGGUGGGUUCACACUCUCUUCACAAAGAAGGAGGAAAAGAAAGAAAAGAAGAAGCACCUGGAACCAUGGAAACUCUAUGCAACAGUUGGAGUAUUACUGGCCAUAGAUGUCCUGUCACUCAUGAUUUGGCAGAUUGUUGAUCCUCUUCACAUUACAGUUGAGAAGUUCACCAAGGAGGCACCUAAAGGAGAUUUAGAUGUCCUGAUUCAGCCUUUGCUGGAGCACUGCAGCUCGGAGAAGAUGAACACAUGGCUGGGUGUGGUGUAUGGCUACAAGGGGUUAUUGUUGUUAUUGGGGAUAUUUCUGGCCUAUGAGACUAAGUCCGUUUCCACAGAGAAGAUCAACGACCACCGAGCCGUUGGGAUGGCUAUUUACAACGUAGCUGUGUUGUGCAUGAUCACAGCCCCAGUGACUAUGAUCCUCACCUCCCAGCAGGACGCCUCCUUUGCCUUCGCCUCUCUGGCUAUCGUCUUCUCUGUCUAUAUCACUUUAGUGGUGCUCUUUGUACCCAAGAUCCGCAGGCUGGUGACACGCGGUGAGUGGCAGUCAGAGCAGCAGGACACUCUGAAGACGGGCUCGUCCACCAACAACAACGACGAGGAGAAGUCCCGCCAGCUGGAGAGAGAGAAUAGGGAGCUGCAGAAAAUCAUUCAGGAGAAAGAAGAGAAGGUGUCUGAGCUACGCAAUCAGCUGGCUGAAAGACAAGCCCUGCGCAACCGUAGACGACCAUCUUCGGGGCAGAAUCAAAGCCAAAAUAGCCCACCUCUGCCAUCUUCCCAGCCUGACCCCAAAUCCAACCUACCCCCACCAGGGUACCCCAACCCCAAUCACUCCCUCCCGCCUUCUUUCUCUAACUCCUCCAACGUCUACCAAGCAGACAAGAUAAGCCGUAACCACUGCCACAACAGUCAAAUUCCCUUGCUGUACAAGUAAGGUGAAUACCGAUGUGAGGUGGGACUAUAGCACAUGCAUGGAGAGAAGCACACAUUCACCCUAGCAAAGGCAAUUGCAACUUUCACUUGUAGUGAACCAAUGAGCACAAGUCUGACAGCACUGACAUUUUGUGAUAAAGUGGAAGCAAAAAACAUGAGGGCUUUCACCAGGCAGCUGUCGAAAAUCACCCAUGCGACUUGUCCUGUACUCACUAUUUUUAUCACACUGUGUAAGUAUAGCUAAGGCAAUUGUGUCCAGUAAUGCAGAGGAAAAGCACUUCUCAGAUAAACAUUUCAUAUGGGGAGAAAAUGGAAAGAUCAUCCUUUCAUUCUUUCCUUUUGUUUGUUAUCUUAUUCUGUUGUGGACUUGUCUUAUGGAACCCUUAGGGACUUUGUGUAUGACUAUAUUACAUACUUCAUAAAUUUCUGUCUUCAAUUAGCACAUGGUAAUUUAUAUCACUGCCAUGAUUACAUGUUACAUGUUGUUUUAUGGUAAUAUUGUUAAAACUGUAAAAUUCUCUGGCUUUUAAAUCAAUAACGAAAAGCAGAAGAGAAGGUGUUUAAUAUAAUAAUGUGAGAAUGAGAACAAUAGAAUGUGCACAUAAUAAUACUAAUAAAAAUGAAUAGCCAUAUGAAAAUAAUUUAAAAGCAGUUUGCGACACCAGAAAGAGUUUGCUGUAUCUAUAUUCACGAACAGAUUUGUAUAUCUUAAAUCUAGUUUACAUCCAAUUCCUUUGCUGUUGUAUGAUCAUGCUUGUAUAAAGUCCAUUGGAUUGGAAAAUAUUGUGUCAUUGUAAACCAAUGACAUCAAAAGUGCAUUAUUGUUUGACCUACCUAAAAACUGUAUUUACAUUUCAAUCAAGUACUUCCUUUUCAGUACUUUAUAUAUAUUAUUUAUUCUGUUCUUCCAUUGAUAAUUAAUUAAUUUUAUUAUUAGAUGUUUUGUGUCUCAAAUUGAUUUAUUAUUAUCAAAAAGACAAUCUUUAUUUUACUUGCUGAAGUUAGGUCUGUCUGGUGUUUAUUGUUUAUUUUGAAACAGAUAUUUACCUUCAUAAAAAUUGUAUUUGUAAAGAAUUCUGAUAUAUUUAUUUAACUGUUAAUCUAUAUAAACUAUUUCAUUCAUGAGCUAUUUCACAACUGUACAACUGAAAUUGUAUUAUUAUACAGCAAGGAGAUUGAACAGCUUUAUUGGCUAUGUAACAAUACUGACCAAGUAUGUAUUUCAUUGUGCACUUUAACAAAACAAGGUUGUCCCUUGUAAGGGUUGUGUUGCUGUUAUUACAAUACAUUUUAGCUCAGGGUAUGGAAAAGUAAGACAUUUUGUGUUGAUAUAUGUCACAGGUUAAUGAAUGAAAUAGUAAAGUGAUUAACUUUAGAAGCACCAUUGUGUGAUAAAUGAAUAAGGAGAUGAUUUAGGGCAAUACACUAUACUGGAACAUGUAUAACACUAUAGAUUUGGAAGCAUUUGUAUUCACUGUAUUUACAAUUUUAAAUGUUAAUAUAUUUGAGAUAAGUAUAUGUAUGCAAAUACAGUGUAUGGCUAUUAUGG
This is a messenger RNA of Hypomesus transpacificus, 4825 nucleotides long. It is a transcript of the gene gabbr1a, whose product is annotated as gamma-aminobutyric acid (GABA) B receptor, 1a. The transcript is spliced from 24 exons. Gene Ontology annotation, cellular component: membrane; G protein-coupled receptor heterodimeric complex. The record is from RefSeq and is a predicted model, not a curated record. The coding region runs from base 296 to 3277 and encodes 993 amino acids. Gene Ontology annotation, molecular function: G protein-coupled GABA receptor activity. Gene Ontology annotation, biological process: gamma-aminobutyric acid signaling pathway; G protein-coupled receptor signaling pathway. NCBI's taxonomy places the organism in Eukaryota, Metazoa, Chordata, Actinopteri, Osmeriformes, Osmeridae.